AAAAAUGUAGUCCUAAGUGGUAUCUAUUGUGUGCUGAAGAGAGUAUAUUAAUAUUUAAUUUAGUUUAGUUUAUAUGAUUUUUCAAAGUUCUUUUCUAAGGCGAUUUUUUGAGAAUUUUUGGUUAUACUUGGCUUUUUCGCCCCAAGGAUUUUUUUUUACAAAAAAUAUGUAAUAAUCAAAGUUGAAGCACAACUAAUUACCUUUCCAACAAACCUAAAUUUUUGAAGUUGUGUUCUCUAGAACCCGAGAUAUAACGGAUAAUAUAAGGCAAAACAGAGAAAAUAUAAAAAAAUAAUAAUUAAAGAAAAUUGUGACGUAUAGGAGAAAAACCAAAAGCAGAUUCUUGAUCAGGGGACUCGAUUCUACCAAACGUACCAUGUGAGAUCCGUUUGCUAAAAAAAAGUUGUCAAUUUGUUGCAUAGUGUUAUACUCCAUUUCAAGUACCUAUAUUACCACAUCUUCUUCCUGUCUCUAAAAAGGAACUGGAUAUCUAAGUACGCGCGGACUCACGCAUUGUUGAAAAUGGCUGGACUACAAAUGUUAGUAGAUAUAAAAGAUUUGAUAUCGACUCUGAUUAAAAAGCAAGACGAAAGUGAUAAAAAAUUGGAUGAGGUGCAAAAAAUUGUUUUGGAGAUAGGUAAUAAGGUCUCCCAAUGCGCAACUAAGAUGAAAGAGUUGUCCGUGAAGCAGGCACGCUUGGAGGCAGCCACAAAGCUUAUUUAUGGGAAAAUUGCCGAUACGGUGUACAUUUUUCCCAUAAAUAGUUUGGAGGCUUUUUUCCAACUGGAAAAGGAAGUCGUGGAAGAUGGAACACGCCGGGCAACAGUCGAAGCUGAAUUAAGGAAAAUUAUUCGCCAAAAUGAUGAAUUUUGGUUGGAAAAGGUGAUAGAGGUUGAGCUGCUAAAUGAGUUCACCGUGCAGAAAAUUAUAGGAAAACAUUCGCUCUUAGACUCCGCUGUGAUAAAAUAUUCAAUGAAAUGGUUAAAGUGCUCAAACUCAGCGCUGUCAAUCCAGUUGCGGAAACUGAAGGACAGGAAUUACAAGAGGCAGAAAAACGUAAAGAGGAAGGAACAGGAGGGCGAGGAAGUAGGGGAGGUGAUGGACAUGGCGAAGCAGUCUUCAGCAGUCGUCAACGAAGAAAUAACGAAGAUGUUAGUCGAAGAGCCAAUGAAGAAGCCAAACGGCAGAAGGAGGCUGGGCACCAACACUAAGACGGCGGUAGACGCAGUAUUAUGUAUUUACAAUUAUUUUGAAUUAUUAUUAUGUACAAUUAAAUGGGAAAUAAAAUAAUUCAGUAAAAAAAAAUAAAAUUUUGUAGUUC
Phlebotomus papatasi is the source of this 1321-nucleotide messenger RNA. RefSeq lists its product as uncharacterized. The record is from RefSeq and is a predicted model, not a curated record. Lineage: Eukaryota; Metazoa; Arthropoda; Insecta; Diptera; Psychodidae. The coding region runs from base 523 to 1290 and encodes 255 amino acids. The transcript has 5 exons.